AUGCAGACACGGAUACUGAUGUUUCACGUACCAGCUUGUCCUAAUAGUGGUGAUGAAUCCGUGGCACUCUUUCACUGUUCGUAUUUAAUCUUUCUUCUUCUUGUCGCUCUGUCAGUAGAACAGCCGAAUCUAUCUGCCUGUCUGUCUGUAUGUCUGUCUAUCCAUCUAUCUAUUUCAUUUUGUUCAUAUCUAUCUCAGUCUGUUCAUAUCUAUCUAUCUAUCUAUCUAUCUAUCUAUCUAUCUAUCUAUCUAUCUCUCUCUAUAUAUAUAUACAUAUAUAUAUAUUUCAGAUUGUUCAUAUCUAUCUAUCUAUCUAUCUAUCUAUCUAUCUAUCUAUCUAUUUCAGUUUGUUCCUAUCUAUCUAUCUAUCUAUCUAUCUAUCUAUCUAUCUAUCGACAUGGUUUCUUCAUAUCUAUCUAUCUAUCUAUCUAUCUAUCUAUCUAUCUAUCUAUUUCAGUUUGUUCAUACCUAUCUCACUCUGUUCAUAUCUAUCUAUCUAUCUAUCUAUCUAUCUAUCUACAUGGGUCUGUUCAUUAUCUAUCUAUCUAUCUAUCUAUCUAUCUAUCUAUCUAUCUAUCUAAUAAAUAUAAUACACCUUUUUGUCACCCGCUCUCAUGA
Acanthosepion pharaonis is the source of this 618-nucleotide messenger RNA. NCBI's taxonomy places the organism in Eukaryota, Metazoa, Mollusca, Cephalopoda, Sepiida, Sepiidae. The record is from the annotation of a GenBank genome assembly.